UGAAGAGGGUGGUAAGGGGCGGUAGCGUCCUGUGGUGGCGUCUCAAAUUCCAAGAAACUUGUUCGUGACAGUUCAUGAGUUUCAACUGCAUGUUAUUGAACAUGGGCGAACCUCAAAAUAUCCCAAACUCGAGUGACAAAAUGGAAAAUAUGGAAAAGGGGGUUGAAUCGCUAUCGAUAGAGGAAGAGUUUGUAAUGAAAAAACCUACUUGCCUUAUUGUACUCGGAAUGGCUGGUUCUGGCAAAACAACUUUUGUGAAAAGAAUUGUUUCUAAAUUAUUUGAAACUAGCAAACCGUAUGUCAUUAAUUUAGAUCCCGCUUGUGCAGAAGUUCCUUAUCCAACUAAUAUUGAUAUUAGAGAUACAGUGAAUUACAAAGAAGUCAUGAAACAAUAUAAUCUGGGUCCUAAUGGUGGCAUCGUUACAACAUUGAACCUGUUUGCAACAAAGUUUGAUCAGGUUAUGGACCUAAUUGAAAAGGCAGGAAAGGAGCACGAUUAUGUAGUAUUGGACACCCCGGGACAGAUAGAAGUAUUCACAUGGUCGGCGAGUGGAGGAAUUAUAACGGACACUCUAGCUUCUCAAUUUCCCACGAUUAUCAUAUAUGUGAUGGACACUACCAAAAGUGUUAAUCCUGUUACAUUUAUGUCUAAUAUGCUGUAUGGUUGCUCGAUCAUCUAUAAAACAAAAUUACCAUUUGUUAUUGUAAUGAACAAGACUGAUGUUAUUGACCACAAAUAUGCAGUUGAAUGGAUGCGCGAUUUUGAGUCCUUCCAAGAAGCUCUUGAUUCUGAAACCAAUUACAUCGGUAAUCUAACCCGCAGUAUGGCCCUUGCACUAGAUGAGUUUUAUCAUGAUCUUCGUAAUUGUGGCGUGUCUGCAUUAACUGGAGCUGGAAUACCUGAAUUUUUUAAACAUGUAGAAGAAGCUGAAAAGGAAUAUGUAGAAAUUUAUAGAAGAGAGUGGGAGUACCGGAAAAGGAAGCAACGGGAAGAAAAAGAAGCAAAGAAGAAGCAACUUUCCAAUGUUGCCAAAAAUGAGGGGAGCUCAUCACUUGUAUCUUCAGUGAGCAGUGGGAGAGAGAUCUCUGAUGUUUACUUAAAACAUCCUGGCAACGAAUCGAGUUCAGAUGAUGAAGGUACUGAAAAUGUGAUGGGACAAGAAGACCCAGAGAAACGCGAAGAAGAAUCAUUUAAUGAGUUCAUACAAAGUAGAAAACAAGACCAAGAAAACCGUGCUUCCCAGCAACAUCAGAUCUCAAGUUCGUCUAAAGAUUCACUUCCAUGAAACUAGUAUCAUGUUCAUUUUAAUAAUGAAAACGUCACAGUUAGGAUGGAUUUCUACUAUAAGUAUAAAUUUUAAAAACGGUAAAUUUCAUACAUAGAGAUAUGAAUCACAAAGGUAAACCGAAAUCAAAAUUCGAGGAUACCGUGUAUAAGAUUACGGCCGUACACUCCCCUACCUAAUUUAAAUAUACAGGUUAAGACUCAGAGAGGCUCAGACGUCCGGAUUAAGAACCUUACCAAACCCAAAGAAUUGGUCACCUCAAUAAGUUCUAUUGUUUUCUUUCACCCACACUCUGAUUUUUAAGUUAAAGGCAUGACUCAUACUUCCAGCAACAUAAAUUUACAUAUAUUAAAUGUUAAUCUACAUCUAUUAUUCUUUUAUUUUAUCGGUUCUACUAUUCGUCAUUUGAUUAACGAGAUACCCACCGAGUACUUAUUUUCGACACACCUUGAAUAAUGUUAAAAUUGUUUAAGAAAAUGUUAGACUGCAGGGACAAAUAUUACAAGGAAAAUUUUAAAAUAAUUUUCCUAGAAUCAAGUCUGUUUUUAAUCAAGUUUAGAAAUAUUAUUAUACGUACAUGUAAGAGAUUUAGUGUAAGCAGAAUGGAUGGAUUUUACUUAUUUUCAGCAUAAUAUUAAAAAUGAUAUAAAUAUAGCCAUUC
This is a messenger RNA of Orussus abietinus, 1947 nucleotides long. Its product is annotated as GPN-loop GTPase 1. The coding region runs from base 75 to 1286 and encodes 403 amino acids. NCBI's taxonomy places the organism in Eukaryota, Metazoa, Arthropoda, Insecta, Hymenoptera, Orussidae. The transcript is spliced from 5 exons. Gene Ontology annotation, molecular function: ATP hydrolysis activity; GTPase activity. The record is from RefSeq and is a predicted model, not a curated record.